Pseudophryne corroboree (corroboree frog) is the source of this 4422-nucleotide messenger RNA. It is a transcript of the gene PHF12, whose product is annotated as PHD finger protein 12. Gene Ontology annotation, cellular component: nucleus; Sin3-type complex. Gene Ontology annotation, molecular function: transcription corepressor activity; protein binding. Lineage: Eukaryota; Metazoa; Chordata; Amphibia; Anura; Myobatrachidae. The coding region runs from base 632 to 3556 and encodes 974 amino acids. The record is from RefSeq and is a predicted model, not a curated record. Gene Ontology annotation, biological process: negative regulation of transcription by RNA polymerase II. The transcript has 15 exons.
CGCAUAGUGUGACGUCUACGUCCUAGCCUGCCGUCCCGUCUUCUGAGUAGCGGCUGAAAGAACCCGUUGACUGCAUUGCGCAGGCGCACACUUACGUCCACUAGUCUAGCGCUUUUGCCAUAUCCACUGUAUAGUGGCUCAAUACCCCCCCCCCCAUCCGAGAAGUGCGCAUGCGCACAGGGCUGUCUCCCGCGCAGUCACUUUGCGCCAAGUGCGCGGUCGCUGUUGGGGGAGGGGAGACGCACGUAAGCAUCCGCGGAAGGAGUGGAGCGCAACAGCGAGCCCGGAAAGGAGCUACGAGCACCCGCCACCUCCCCCACCUUCCUGUGACAAGAGGGCCCGUCAUGGCCGGAGCCCUGAUGCUUCCCGCAGAUCGCAGCCAUUGCAGGAGGAGGGACCGGCGGCCAGUCGGCUAGGCCCCGGAUAGGCCUCGCCACAUCUCCGGAGCAGGGAGCGCCCCCUCACCCCGGACUGCUCUCAUCUGAGGCUUUCUUGUCAGGGUGACGCCGAGGCUGCAGGCCUGCACUCCCUCCUCACCGUUACUCUGUCUCCAGUGACCGCCCUCCAGCCAGCACCGAGCCCCGGGGGCCUGUGUAUUCUUUGCCGUCUGUCCAGCCUCCCGGGCACGGUCAUGGAGACUAAGACGAUCGUGUACGACCUGGACACGUCCGGGGGUCUGAUGGAGCAAAUCCAAGCUCUUCUGGCACCCCCCAAGAGUGAAGAGGGGGAGAAGAAAAGCAGGAAACCUGAGAAAGAGCCCAGGAGAAGUGGAAGGGCCACCAACCAUGACAGCUGUGAUAGCUGCAAAGAAGGAGGGGAUCUGCUCUGUUGUGAUCACUGCCCGGCUGCCUUCCAUCUCCAGUGCUGCAACCCUCCCCUGAGUGAAGAAAUGCUGCCCCCUGGAGAAUGGAUGUGUCAUCGCUGCACAAUACGCAGAAAGAAACGUGAACGGAAGAAGGAACUGGGCCAAGUUAAUGGAUUGUUUGACAGAUAUGGGAGGAGGACUGUGUCGCCCACCAGUGACAUCGAUUUUUCUGAGCGAGCUGCUGGCAGCUUUCGAGCCCUUGCCCAAGCUAAGGUGUUGGAGAGGAGGGUAAGCCGCCCAGGCACCCCUACUUCCAGUGCUAGCACUGAUACACCCAAUUCUGAGCAGAAUGACAUGGAUGAGGACAUGAUUGAUGUGGAUGACGAACCUUCUACGGAGUCUGAUUGCAGUCAUUCUCAGCUAAAGAGACCGUUUCAGCUCCUCAUUGCGGCAGCUAUGGAGCGCAAUCCUACCCAGUUCCAGUUGCCCAAUGAACUCACCUGCACCACAGCACUUCCAGGCACCAGCAAACGGCGGAGGAAAGAGGAAAUGACGGGAAAAAAUGUAAAGAAAGCACAGCAUGAGUUGGAUCACAAUGGCCUAGUUCCUCUACCAGUUAAAGUCUGCUUCACUUGUAACAGGAGCUGUCGUGUGGCACCUUUAAUUCAGUGCGAUUACUGCCCCCUCUUGUUCCAUAUGGACUGUUUGGACCCUCCUCUCACUGCCAUGCCAACCGGCCGCUGGAUGUGUCCCAACCAUAUUGAGCACAUUGUGCUGAACCAGAAGAGUAUGACCCUGAGUAAUCGGUGCCAGGUAUUUGACCGCUUCCAGGACACCAUUUCCCAGCAUGCGGUGAAGCUGGACUUUCUGAGCCGCAUCCAUAAAAUACAUCCACCUAACCGCAGGGUGCUGCCGACAGCCAGGAAAAACACAGUCAAGGUUCCUGAAGCCAUCAAGGCCCAGUACCAAUCGCCUCAGCAAUUACUGCCUCCUGCAGGUAUACGGGAUGGAGAGCUUAUUUGUAAUGGUGUACCUGAUGAAUCGCAAAAGCGUCUACUGCAUUCUGAGCACUUAGCUAACCAAGCAGAGCAACAAGAGUGGCUCCGUAGUGUUGUUGCUCUUCAGUGCAGCAUACUGAAAUACUUAUCUGCUAAGCAGUUGCCAUCCUGGGGAUCAGAUGACGUAGACUUGUUGGAUGUCAAACCGGUCAUUGCACCUGAUGGAUCCAUUUCCAACUCUCACCAGCAUGCUGAUGGCAAGCCUCAGCUUCCUUCAUCUUUGUGUCCCAGCAGUCAGUCUACGACAUUGGAAGAAGAUGCGACUUAUCUGGUGAAACCGCGCCUCUUGGCCAACUCUGGCACUUCCAAUGGACCUGCUGUAUCAGAAUCUAAAUCAAAUGGGCCACAUACUUACAAUGCUAGCCCAAGCCCUAUGGAACAAUUGAUUGACCAUCAAAGGCUAACUGGAGCUAGCACUGGCAUUUCUGUACUUUCCCAGCGGCAAGCACGGCCUCGGUCAGGUACGCCUCCCACAGCGACUGUUCUCCCAAAUCAUGUGCUGAAAACGGAGAGUACGGCAGGAACCACACUCUGUACCCAGAGGCUUCCAGUGCCUGUUGUUACUCCAGUUUCUUGCACCAGUCCUGAAAUUUCUAGCACUUUGUUACGAAAACAUACUCAAACGCAACCUGGACCUCUACUGAGUCAACAGGAUUCACGACACAUGGGGUCACCACUAUCUGGCACCAGGGCACUUACACCUCCGCAGGCUGUUGGUGAUCUCGCCUCUGCAGCACCUGGUGCCUCCAAACUUUGUGCAGCAGCUCCCCCUACAGAUGGUAAAGUGCGACCUAGUGCAUUAAUAAUUGAUGGAACGUCAGUUGGUUCUUCAGCGAUGAUGGAGCUCACAAAUUCUCUCAGAACGCUGAUGGAUGGAAAUGGCGAAAUCCAGAUAAAUCUGCUGGAUGAGAAGCUGGUGAAGUUCUUGGCCAUGCAGAGAAUCCAGGAGAUAUUCUCGUCCAAAGAGCACCCUGUAGCAAGUGCCACCCGUCCGCAGCCAGCUCCUUCCCUCGGGCAUCACGUGGAAGCCCAGAGGAGAGAUGUGCAGGCUAGGGCUGUAUUCUAUCCUCUAAUGAUGGGUGUUGGGGCUCCAGUGAACAUGUGUUACCGGACACUCUACAUCGGCACAGGAGCUGACAUGGACGUGUGCCUUACAAACUAUGGUCACUGCAACUAUGUGUCUGGCAAGCACGCUUGCAUAUUUUACGAUGAGAACACAAAACAUUACGAGCUGCUUAAUUACAGUGAGCAUGGAACGACCGUUGAUAAUGUCCUCUAUUCCUGUGACUUUUCUGAGAAGAUCCUCCCCACCCCUCCCAGCAGUAUUGUUGCCAAAGUGCAGAACGUUAUAAAGCGACGCAAGAGCCAAAAUCCUGAGCCAGAACCAGUUAAGGAAGAGCCUGUAAUGAACUCUCAGGCACAAGGUCCCCAUGCACAGUCAUGCAAUUGCAAAGCCAGCAGCUCUAGUCUCAUUGGGGGAAGUGGAGCAGGCUGGGAAGGCACUGCUCUUCUACACCAUGGUAGCUAUAUCAAAUUGGGCUGCAUUCAGUUUCUCUUCUCUAUCACGGAGUUUGCAACAAGGCAGCCCAAGGGUGAGAGCGAAGCCUUAGCACAAGACCUGGAUUUAGAAGACAAGCUCUCUUUGAAGUCAUCCCACCAGGUGCCCGUUUUACGAUCGAACUCUGUCCCUUAGGAGAUAAACACUAGAACUCUAACGAGACAAAGAACUCUUCCUAAAAUACGACCUACUCGUCAGAGCAAACAUGUCCAGCGGCCUCCCGGAACCCCAUGUUUUGGCCAGAAAGAGUUUGCACAUUUGCAUGAUAUGAAGAAACAUCACGUUUUAUUUUUGUUUUUCUUCUCUGCUCAUUUUUAAGGGCAAUUGCACAUAUAUUUCUAUCAUACAUUUCAUAUAUUAUAAAUAUAUAUAUAAAUAUAUAUUUUUUUUUAUUGUAAGACUCAAGACAGCAACCCCAUCUGUAGUGAGUAUUCCCGGACAAAAUAACAGAUUUUGGACACAAGAGAAAGUGAAUUUAGUUUGUUUUAUUUUCUUUAUGCUAUUGUAAAUUAAUCAGACACAACUAACUAAUAUUUGUGCCAGUGACCGGUUUAUACAGAAAAACCAUUUCAGUUUUCCAUGAUAAUUAUUUAUCUGCUUACAAGUGUCCCACUUCUUCAAAACCCUCAGUAUGACCACAGCUGCAAUAAAAGCAUCUUCAUCAUAACGGCAAGUACAGCGUUCAGAAUUUUGUACAUACACAACAGAUGGCCGACAUUUUGCCCUGAUUUUUUAUUUUUAACAUUUUUUAAAUGUAUACAGUGCAGCGUGUGAUAUGCCUUUUGGCUACUGUCUGUUGUAAGUAACAAAACAUUUUGUUGUACACUUUUGUCCCUUUUUUGUUUAUUUUUAAUGUAAUACUGCCACUUCUUCUUGAGGAGAUUGGAUGAGCUAGAUUAAUGUAAAUAUAAUUGUAUCGUUUUAGAUUUUACAAAACCUUUUUUUCCUGUACUCUGUGUAUAUAUAUACAUAUAUAUAUAUAAAAAGUUGAUUCUUUCUGA